AUGUCUGGCAGGCUAGAUCAAUCCCUCGAUUCCAUCAUUGAUAGCCAGAAGAAGCAGAAGCGCGAAGCUCGCCGUCGCAAAGUUGGAAAGCCACAAGCCACUGCUGCUCCUGUGGGAGGCGUCAAGAAGUCGACGAGGCCGGUCAAGUCGGCAAUCAAGCCCACUGCAGGUGCUCUCGCUCAAUCAAAGUCCAGCAAGAUCGUCGUUAGUGGUCUGCCACACGAUGUCAACGAAGCCCAGAUCAAGGUAUGUUGA
Molecule: messenger RNA, 255 nt
Organism: Exophiala aquamarina CBS 119918
Lineage: Eukaryota; Fungi; Ascomycota; Eurotiomycetes; Chaetothyriales; Herpotrichiellaceae
Exons: 2
Coding region: 1-255 (84 amino acids)
Source: RefSeq, a predicted model, not a curated record